GUUGGAGGAGGGUUUAAAGCCAGGUGCCCCGAGUCAGCUCGCCAUGUCCAGAUCCGGUGACAGGACCUCCACCUUCGACCCCAGCCACAGUGACAACCUGCUGCACGGCCUGAACCUGCUGUGGAGGAAGCAGCUAUUUUGCGACGUGACCCUGACGGCCCAGGGCCAGCAGUUCCACUGCCACAAGGCCGUGCUGGCCUCCUGUUCGCAGUACUUCCGAUCACUCUUCUCCAGCCACCCCCCUCUCGGGGGAGGGGUCGGCGGCCAGGACGGCUUGGGGGCCCCCAAGGACCAGCAGCAGCAACAGCAGCAGCCACAGCAGCAGCCUCCACAGCAGCAGCAGCCGCCGCCACAGGAGGAGCCCGGGACUCCUUCCUCCUCCCCCGACGACAAGCUGCUGACCAGUCCCCGAGCCAUUAACAACCUAGUGCUGCAGGGCUGCUCGUCCAUCGGGCUGCGCCUAGUGCUUGAAUACCUCUACACGGCCAACGUGACCCUCUCCUUAGACACCGUGGAGGAGGUGCUGUCGGUCAGCAAGAUCCUGCACAUCCCUCAGGUCACCAAGCUCUGCGUUCAGUUCCUCAACGAUCAGAUCUCGGUGCAGAACUACAAGCAGGUGUGCAAGAUUGCCGCACUGCACGGCCUGGAGGAAACCAAGAAGCUGGCCAACAAGUACCUGGUGGAGGAUGUGCUGUUGCUUAACUUCGAGGAGAUGCGUGCCCUGCUGGACUCGCUGCCGCCCCCCGUGGAGUCGGAGCUGGCACUUUUCCAGAUGUCCGUGCUGUGGCUGGAGCACGACCGUGAGACCCGCAUGCAGUACGCGCCCGACCUCAUGAAGCGCCUCCGCUUCGCGCUCAUCCCCGCCCCGGAGCUGGUGGAGCGGGUACAGUCCGUGGAUUUCAUGCGCACCGACCCGGUCUGCCAGAAGCUGCUGCUGGACGCCAUGAACUACCACCUGAUGCCCUUCAGGCAGCACUGCAGGCAGAGCCUGGCCAGCAGAAUUCGCUCUAACAAGAAAAUGCUGCUGUUGGUUGGAGGCUUGCCUCCCGGACCGGACCGGCUCCCCAGCAAUCUGGUCCAGUAUUACGAUGACGAAAAGAAGACAUGGAAAAUACUCACAAUUAUGCCUUACAACAGUGCCCACCACUGCGUUGUCGAGGUAGAAAACUUCCUGUUCGUGUUGGGUGGAGAGGACCAGUGGAAUCCAAAUGGAAAACAUAGCACAAAUUUUGUCAGCCGCUAUGAUCCCAGAUUUAAUAGUUGGAUCCAACUUCCACCCAUGCAAGAAAGAAGAGCCAGUUUCUACGCAUGCCGCUUGGACAAGCAUUUAUAUGUGAUUGGUGGGAGGAAUGAAACCGGCUACCUGUCCAGCGUGGAGUGCUACAACCUGGACACCAACGAGUGGCGCUAUGUGUCCUCUUUGCCUCAGCCUCUGGCAGCCCAUGCAGGAGCAGUGCACAAUGGGAAAAUAUAUAUUUCAGGGGGUGUGCACAACGGAGAGUAUGUGCCAUGGUUGUAUUGUUAUGACCCUGUCAUGGAUGUCUGGGCCCGCAAACAAGACAUGAACACAAAACGCGCCAUCCACACUUUGGCUGUGAUGAAUGAUCGCUUAUACGCAAUUGGAGGGAAUCAUUUGAAAGGUUUCUCCCACCUUGACGUCAUGCUUGUGGAGUGCUAUGACCCAAAAGGCGACCAGUGGAACAUUCUCCAGACCCCCAUCCUGGAGGGUCGCAGCGGCCCCGGCUGUGCGGUGCUUGAUGACAGUAUUUAUCUGGUGGGGGGCUACAGCUGGAGUAUGGGUGCCUACAAGUCGUCUACGAUCUGCUACUGUCCAGAAAAGGGAACCUGGACUGAACUCGAAGGCGAUGUGGCUGAACCUCUGGCAGGCCCAGCCUGUGCAACAGUCAUCUUACCAGCCUGUGUACCCUACAACAAAUAACAGCAGGAAAUCCUGGCACAAUGCCACAUCUAGGAUGCAGUGGCAGGUGACGCUGAUGUCCUGCAGGAACCAUGCCAUUCCAAUGGUACAACUGCCAAAAGACACCUUUGCUUUCUGAAUUACAAGUCACUACGGGAGAAAGAGACCUGUUCUAGAACAGAUGUGGUCUGCAACUCAACUUGUGGCAGGGACAGCCUCUUCUAUAUCAGACUGGUUUUAAUAUGUCCCCUCUACACAAACUCACGUGGAGCUAAACUUGCAAAGAGAAAGAAACCACAGAAGACUGGCCCCAGAGAUCUAAGAUCCGUAUCGUGCAUUGUGUCCUAACUGCAUGUGAUAGGCCUUGACAUUUGGAGGAUAUUUUGUACAUGAAUGAUUCAAAAUCUGACCCACCAGAAUGCUUACCCUGCAUUCCAGACAUUGCCACUUGAUUCUGUACUUGUAACGCUUGGCUUCCUCACCAACUCCAUAGGUAACACAGCAACCGAGAACCCCAGAAGACGGAAUAUGGGCAUUUUUGUUUCUACACAAUCAUAGUUUGCAUUCCUUACAGCUCCUUAGGAGAUCAAGGAAAACUCAGCUGUUGGUCUCGUUGGCAAUUGUUCUCUGCCAGAGUCUUAAUUUCAUGACUUUUAUUGUCCUUGAAAAUGAAAACAAAGCACAUUCAGUUGUUCUUCAGCUCCCAGAAUCUUGUGAUUCCUCACUUUUUACAGCGCUUUAUGUAGUGAACAUAAGGACAAUUUGUCUCAAAAGAUAAGACCAACAAACUUCAUCACAGAAUAUUUCAGAAAUUCUGUCGCAUAACAAGUUGUCCCAAAUUUAAUCCUUAAUAAAAGCUGACAAAUCACUUUCAGGAAUUCAGGCAUACAAGAAAAACUUUCUCUUGAGAAAGAUCCCAAUUUUAUUUCUGAAUCUUAAAACACAUGACCUUCAGCUGAAGAGAUUGCUCAGUGGUUCAGAGCACUUACU
Messenger RNA from Microtus ochrogaster (prairie vole), 2908 nucleotides. RefSeq names its product kelch like family member 14 (gene Klhl14). The record is from RefSeq and is a predicted model, not a curated record. NCBI's taxonomy places the organism in Eukaryota, Metazoa, Chordata, Mammalia, Rodentia, Cricetidae. Gene Ontology annotation, cellular component: neuronal cell body; neuron projection; endoplasmic reticulum. Gene Ontology annotation, molecular function: protein binding.